This is a messenger RNA of Halteromyces radiatus, 1017 nucleotides long. RefSeq names its product kinase-like domain-containing protein. The coding region runs from base 1 to 1017 and encodes 338 amino acids. NCBI's taxonomy places the organism in Eukaryota, Fungi, Mucoromycota, Mucoromycetes, Mucorales, Cunninghamellaceae. Gene Ontology annotation, cellular component: cytoplasm. The record is from RefSeq and is a predicted model, not a curated record. The transcript has 6 exons. Gene Ontology annotation, biological process: protein autophosphorylation; actin cortical patch assembly; actin filament organization. Gene Ontology annotation, molecular function: ATP binding; protein serine/threonine kinase activity.
AUGCAUACUGCUCCUCUACCUUCAGGUGCUAUGCCUAAUGGAACAAGGCUUCAAGUAGGGAAAUAUCAAGUUAUCAUCCACAACUUUAUCGCUGAAGGUGGGUUUGCUCAUGUUUAUCUUGCAAGGAUAGAAGGUAAAUCUGGUUAUGUCGUAUUGAAAAGAAUCGCAGUACCAGACGCAGAACGCUUGAAAACGGUGGAAAAAGAAAUCGCAUUUAUGCGUCGACUAGGUGAUCAUAAAUAUAUUGUAAGAUAUUACGAAUCAAGAGUAGAUCCAUUACCUAUUGGUGGAUUUGAAGCUUUGAUUUUGAUGGAAUACUGCCCUGGUGGUGGUGUUAUUGAUUUGAUGAAUCGUAGAUUACAGCAACGAUUGACUGAACCAGAAAUCUUGAAAAUAUUUAGCAAUGUUUGUGAAGCUCUUGCAUAUAUGCAUUAUUGUCAACCUCCAGUGUUACAUCGAGAUCUCAAGGUGGAAAAUAUUCUGAUUCUUUCUCAAGACCAAUACAAACUCUGUGAUUUUGGGUCUGCUGCGCUCUCCAAGGGAUCUUACAUACCAACUACUUUACAAGAAAUUCAAAAAGUGGAAGAUGAUGUACAACGACAUACAACUCUACAAUAUCGUGCUCCGGAAAUGAUUGAUAUAUACCAAAAGAAACCAAUCACUGAAAAAGCAGACAUUUGGGCUUUAGGUGUUCUCCUAUACAAACUUUGUUAUUACACUACUCCAUUUGAAGAACAAGGUCAACUUGCUAUCCUGAAUGCUCAUUACUCCAUUCCAUCAACACCUUAUUUCUCAGAAAAUCUCAGACGACUCAUCAUGUCCAUGUUACAAGAAGAUCAACAAAAACGACCCAACAUUUAUCAAGUGGUGAAAACUGUAUCUGAUUUGAUGCAUGUGGAAUGUCCUAUUCGAAAUGUAAGUAGAGUACAAAAAGUCAAAAAAAAAAAAAGGCAAAUGGCUAAUAUGAUAUCUAUAGAUUUAUCAAGAUGCUUAUGCAAGUCCCAUCUCCAAUCAUGA